UCUGAGCCCAAUCAAGUUGCAGUCUAAUCACCAACUUGUUGAAUCAAUUGAUCAAAUCAUUUUCAAUAAAGUCUUUGAUGAAAUAACAUCGUCGUUUUGACAUCCAUUCAAUUUUUUUGAUUGACUUUAUUUAAUUGUUUAAAAAUUAACUGUGAAUGUUGUGAAUAAUUGUAUAAUUGAAUUUACCAAGUGAUUAAUCAAAAUGCCAAUCCAAUUGUUUGAAUCGGAAACACACGCAUCGACCUAUGCUCAGGCUCGACCCUCUCCACCUCAGUCGUUAAUUGGUUCAAUUCUGAGUUUCCUCGAAUCAGGAUUUCCACCAGAUACUAACGGUCUAUGGCCACAGGCAGUUGAUGUCGGCGCUGGUUCAGGACAAACAACUUUUCUUAUGAAAGAUCAUUUUAAACACAUCCUGGGUAUCGACAUAAGUGCCGCUCAAAUUGGUGAAGCCAAUAAGCGAAACAUUUAUCCAAAUGUAUCAUUCAAGGUCUCUCCAGCUGAAACAAUUCCACUCGAGAAUGAAUCGGUAUCACUAGUCACGGCCUCUCAGUGUCUCCACUGGUUCGACCUGGAAAAAUUUUACACUGAACUUAAUCGGAUUCUCGUGCCUGGUGGGGUUUUUGCUACUUUUGGGUACUUGCCCGUACCAAUUAUUUCAACAGACGAUUCUUCGAGUAAAAACAAACUCGCUCAGUUAGUUGAAAAAUGUCGCCUUGAGCUGAGCGACUUAUGGGAACAGCCUGGAACUGAUUUUCUCAAUUCGAAAUACACUGGCUUGAAGUUACCCUUUAAUGAUAAUCAUAAAAUCAACACGAUAAAGUGUUCAGUCCCAUAUUCUGGACAAAAGUAUUUCGACUACAUCACCUCAUGGUCAGCAUAUAAUGAGCUGAUGGAAAAGAAUCCAGAAAAGGCCAAAAAAUUCACCGAUAAUAUCGUCAACCAAUUGAAAGUUAUACUUGAAACUGACGAUGUUUUUUCAGCACAAUUUCAUCAUGAGUUUGAAUUUUUCCUUCUCAUGUCACGAAAACCAGAAAAUUAGUUAUCUACAAUACGGUUCAUAAAUACUCAAAGUGACAAAUCUAAAUGAAUACUUGAGUAAACAAUUAACCUGAUUAAUGUUUUAUUUUAAUUAUGUAAUUGUUGAUAAUUCAACUGAUAAAAACAGUGGUAAAACAAUGUAAAACAAAUGAAUCUGCAAUUUCCUGAA
Molecule: messenger RNA, 1207 nt
Organism: Panonychus citri (citrus red mite)
Lineage: Eukaryota; Metazoa; Arthropoda; Arachnida; Trombidiformes; Tetranychidae
Product: putative methyltransferase DDB_G0268948
Exons: 2
Coding region: 203-1039 (278 amino acids)
Molecular function (GO): S-adenosylmethionine-dependent methyltransferase activity
Source: RefSeq, a predicted model, not a curated record